Messenger RNA from Stegostoma tigrinum, 8886 nucleotides. It is a transcript of the gene tg, whose product is annotated as thyroglobulin. NCBI's taxonomy places the organism in Eukaryota, Metazoa, Chordata, Chondrichthyes, Orectolobiformes, Stegostomatidae. Gene Ontology annotation, biological process: thyroid hormone generation. The transcript is spliced from 51 exons. Bases 1 to 8793 code for a protein of 2930 amino acids. The record is from RefSeq and is a predicted model, not a curated record.
AUGGACAGGGCACAUAUAUUGGCUGCCUGCUUCACAGAACCAGCAAGAAAAGCAAUGGGGCGAUCAGGAACCAUCAUAUCUGCCUUCCAUUGCAUCUGCAUUGCAGCAGCUGUGAUUUCUGAGUACAAACAGGAAUCCCAGCACCUGACCUCCUGUGAACUGAAGAGAGCAGCCUCCCAGACAAGUGACAACUACAUUCCCCAGUGUACUCUAGAGGGCAAGUACAGGAAUGUGCAGUGCACGAAUGAUGGACAAUUCUGUUGGUGUGUCAACGAUAAGGGUGAUGCGGUGUUAGGUGGCAAUCAGACCACAUCAGCAACUGCCUGCUUAUCAUUUUGCCAGCUCCAUCGUCAGCAGGUUCUGGUGAGUGGUUAUGUGAAUAGCAGCAGUACCUCCUAUAUCCCACAAUGCACAGAAAGAGGGGAGUAUGAGAUGGUGCAGUGUAGCACUGCCCCCAGACAGUGCUGGUGUGUUGACAGUGAUGGGAUGGAAAUCUAUGGAACACGGCAAGACAAACGACCAUCUGACUGUCCCACAAGCUGUGAGGUUCAAGAUCGGCGAAUUCUCCAUGGUAUUGGCGUGAAGUCCCCACCACAAUGUUCAAAGGAUGGGAAGUUCUUGCCCGUCCAAUGUAGGUUCAUCAACACAACCAAUAUGAUGGUCUUUGACUUAGUCAAUAACUUCAGCAGACUCCCAGCUGCAUUCCACACAUUCAGUGCCUUCAGGAGGAGUUUUACUGAUGUUUCUGCUUACUGUUAUUGUGCUGACAGUUUGGGACGGGAGCUUCAGGCCACAGGUCUGGAGUUGUUAUUGGAUGAAAUCUAUGAUACUAUCUUCAAUGAUUCGCAGCUUGGGCACUCGUUCACAGACACUGGCAUUUAUCGCAUUUUGCAGAGGAGAUUUCUCGCUGUGCGACUGCUGAUCACUGGCAGAUUUAGAUGCCCAACGAAAUGUGAAAUUGAAAGGUUCACAGCUUCCUCAUUUGGUAAUGUCUUCACUCCCUCGUGUGAUGACAAUGGAAACUAUCUACCAGUCCAGUGUCAGAACAGAGAUCAGUGCUGGUGUGUAGAUUCCAAUGGACAAGAGAUCUUUGGAACAAGGCAGCAGGGAAGAGAGCCUGACUGCAGCAAUGGUGAAAGUGACUGCAAAUCGGAGAGAAAAAGCAUGCUGUCACGACUCUUCUAUGGACCUGUUGGCCACUUCAGUCGAAAUGAUAUCUUUGCCACACCUACAUCUCUGGGUCCGACACUGGAAAAGAUUGGUGUGUCUGUCAGCCACUGCAGCGCAGACCUGAAGCAACUGUUCACAAAAUCCGGAUUGCUGCUUUCUAUCCCCCAGUCUGUGGACCUGGACAUUGGUCAGGGUGACCUAGAAAUGAUUCUGGGUGAGUUUGUACAAGGGGCAUUUCUAACCAAGGACUUAGCACUCAAUGCCCUUCAGUUUUCUGCAUCCCCAAAAUUCUUUGUCGAAAAUUUGUUUGGAGGCAAAUUUCUGAAGAACCUGGGUCUAUUCAAUUUCACCAGCAGUCUAGGAAAUAGGGGGACAUUUAAUUUCAGUCAGUUUUUCCAGCAAAUUGGCUUAAGAGGGAUGUACAGUGGGGAAAACUUUGUGGAACUUGCUAAAUUGUUUUCUCCGAACGAAGACUCCUAUUUCUCCAAAGGAACGUCAGAAUUCUCCAAGGACACCUUCAACUUGAACCAGACAAUUGAGGACAACUUUGGGCGCUCAGUAAACUUACAAGAGAACCGGAAUAUCGUGAAGCUUAUAACAUUUUUGUUUGAGCAUCGGAAUGUUCUUACAACAUUGCUUGAAGUCAUUAACUUCUUUGGUGGAGAGGAUGAUAAUUUAGCUGAAACUGUCCAGCUGGUGUUAAGGAGUGCUAAGGCUGGUACCUGUGAUGGCCCAACUUCACAUCUCUUUCUUCCUAAGUGUACUGGAGAUGGAGGGUAUGAAGAGGUCCAGUGUCUAGGCACAGUUUGCUGGUGUGUAGACAGUCAAGGGGUGGAGAUUCCAAACACAAGAGUCUCGGGUCAAAGGACACAAUGUCCCACCAAGUGUGAACAAGAACGUCAGCGCUUAACAGACUUGAGAGGACACCAACCGGCGGGAUCAGAUGUGUUUAUUCCUUCAUGUGAAAGUGAUGGUAAUUUUAAGUCCAUGCAAUGUGAUGGGAUGGACUGCAUCUGUGUGGAUCUGCAGGGUAGGAAGACACCUGAACUAAGGAAACUAGCUGGCGGAGGCGUGCUGUGUCCCAGUACUUGCCAAUUGCCUGCUGCGGAAAGAUUUUUAAAAUCAAUUGAGCUACUGCUGUCAGAGCCAAGCUUGCUCUCUGUGCCUGCAGUCUACGUACCUCAGUGCAAAGAAAAUGGAGAGUGGCGACAAGUCCAGUGUGAUGGCCUUCCACAACAGGCUAUUGAAUUUUAUCAACAGUGGAUUUCUCAGAAUAAUGGAGGCCAGGAAAUGCCAUUUACUGCCAUCUUAAAUGAGGUUGUUGAUUACCGCAAAUUAUUUCGUGCUUCCACGAGUUUUGAGAUGUUUGUGAAGGAACUCUACAAGAAGAACCAGCAGCAUGUCUUUGCAGUGUUCUCUCGAUUCCCAACUUUUGACUCAAUUUCUGCUGAUGAUUUUGCAGCUAUUGCCACCUCUAAGCCUGGAACUAAUAUUUUGCUGAAUCCUUACGUGUUUUGGCAGUUGUUGUUCGGUGCUGUGACACACUAUCCUGGUUUAUACUCUGAUUUCAGUGUGAAAUUGGAGAAGGUGGAGCUGCGGAGAUGUUGGUGUGUUGAUGAGAAAGGACAAGAGCUUCCAGGCACAAAGGCUGAAAUGGGUCAAUUUCCCCAAUGCCCGGGAUCCUGUGAUCAUGCUGUUCAACAAGUCUGUCGUUUUGUUAGUCAGGCAGAGGAAAUAAUGGUGGCUUCCAAAGAUUCCAAUACUACCUUUGGCCAGGCUUUUUUAUCUGCCAGUGGUAUACAACUGACUGAGAAUGAAUUUCAGUUCUUUGGGAUGUUUCAAUCAGCUCCUUCCUUUUCUGAAGCUUUGUUGAGUGGAUCUGACUAUGCUGUUCGAUUGGCUGCCCAAUCCAUUCUACAAUCAUACAGGAGAAAUCAAUCCAUCAAGGAAAGGAUUCUUGGGGAAUUAACUCUAAAAGGUUACAGCCCUUACAUCCCCCAAUGUGAUGGCCUUGGAAACUGGGAACCAACUCAGUGCUAUGAGAGCACUGGUCACUGUUGGUGUGUUGAUAACGCUGGAAACUACGUUCCUGGAUCACUGGUUACUCGCUUGACCCAGAUACAUCAGUGUCAGACCCCAUGUCAACGCUCUCAAACAAAUGCUGCUGUGGCUGGAUGGAAAUCUAUGGGUUUCCAGCUAAAUACCACGACCAGGGAAUUAUUUGAUCCAACUUGUUCUGUGAUUGGAGAAUACAAUAUCUUGCAAUGGUCAGAUUCUGGGGAUGGUAAAGCUUGGUGCAUUGACCCAGUGACUGGGAAAGCUUUCCAACUGGCUGUAACUGAUUCAGAUGGGCAACCACAUUGUCCCAGCAGAUGUGAAAUUCUCAAAACUCAAGUGAUGCAGCAGGAGGUGGGCAUAGGGUACAUCCCAGCUUGUGAAGAAUUUGAUGGUUCCUUCUCAGCGGUACAGUGUGAUCAGGGCAAAGGGAGGUGUUGGUGUGUCUUUGCAAAUGGUGAAGAAAUCCCUGGAACACGAAUCAACACAACAACUGGAUCGAAACCGGCCUGCAACCGUCCACAGUGUACAUUACCCUUCAACACUCUAGCUGUGUCAGAUGGCACUGUUCUAUGUGACGAGGUACUGAACGGUCAGUCUCUGCAACUUUGCCAUCUGAUUUGUCGUCAAGGCUACCAAAGUGCAUUUGAUGGGACAAAGUUUGUAUGCGAUGCACAGAACAAUAAGUGGGUCUCAAAAUUUCCACAUCCAGGGGCCUGCCAGAGUAUCAAGGCCCAAAAGAUGAAACAGCUCAGAGAUCCCAUGGCCCUCUCUGGGACCUUCUUCCCCCCACUUCCACCUGGCUCCAUCCCCUCUCCCAAGCCCCCAACUCCUGUCGGGUAUUCACCGGUCUCCAAUGCUGAACGCUCUCUAAGGCUAGCUAAUUUGAGAUUGAAUGUUUUUCUCUGCACUCAGACAGUUGAAAUCAACCUAUUUCAAGUGGUUCAGGCUCAGAGAUGGUUUCGACUUCUGUUGCCUUCUGGGAAAGCGUGUGACAGUGAUUAUUCAGGCUUACUGAAAGCAUUUAAAACCUUCAUUGCCGAUGAUCUGCAAGCAAGAGGAUAUUGUCACGUUCAGGUGAUGAUCUCUGGAGAAACGUUCUUGAUCUCAGUAUGUGGUGACUCAACAGUGUCAGUUGGAUGUUUGAAGACAAACCAUUUAGGAGUAAAUGUUACUUGGAAAAUACAGCUUAAAGAUAUCCCAGCAUCAGCUCUUCCUAACCUGCAUGAUAUAGAAAAUGCUGUCCUGGGGGAUGGGCUGAUUAAACGUUUCACGAAACUGAUUAACAGUGGAAACUAUCACCUCACUGUGGAUUCCAAACAGUUUCUCGCAGAUGUCUUGACCGAUAUUCCUACAGACCAAAGCCAUCACUUCCCACCCUCUGUUCACCUUGGAUGCAGUGAUGGUUACACAAAGAUUUCAGUCACUCAGAGAAGUGGUCACAAUGUUAGCGGGUGUGUUGUGUGCCCAGCUGGCAGUUUUUCUCAGGGUGGCACCUGCAUCCUGUGCCCACUUGGAUUUUACCAGGAGGCUGCCGGAAGUGUCAAGUGUAGAAAAUGCCCAGAAGGAAAAAGGACAGUGUCUCCUGGAGCUUUCUCAGCCCACCUGUGUUUAACAGAUUGUGAAACCAGUCCCUGGAAUCCAAGUUGUGACCCACUAGGACAGUAUAGAGCAACUCAGCAAGACGCUGACACUCAGAAAUUUUUCUGCGUUACUUCAAAUGGAAAGCGGUUACCUUGGACCGAAACCAUCAGCCCUCUCACUGAGUCCGAUUGUAUCGCGUUCCGACAAUUUGACAGCAUUGAUGAAUCCCAACUGAUUCUGAACUCCGAAGGCACAGACAUCAGCAAAGUUUUGCCUGCCCACACUGAUCGUCAGAGGCAGCUUCGAGCUUGUCUCACAGAAUGUUUUGGAAGUGAGAUAUGUAACUUUCUGGCAUUAUAUCACAAAGGGGAGGUUUUCCAUUGUGAGCUUUACAGUACCUCGGAAUCCAACUUGCUCUGCAAAACCUUUGGACAGAAGCAAGGAUUUCUGGGGAGCUCAUCCACAGCCAGAUAUGAUGGGAUUAGUUGCCAACUCAGGAUCAGCGGUAACAGUGAUGGAAAUCUGAGCGUCUACAGGAAGAAGGGCCAUGAAUUCACGACAACAUUUCACAAGAUCUUCCAGCAGACAGAUUUUCGUAAUGUGAUUACAAGCGUGUACCAGGCAGUGGCUUUUUCUGCACGUGGUUCAAGUUUAACAGAUGUACAUCAUUUCUGCAGACAGGCCUGUGGCAAGGAGCAAUGCUGCGAUGGUUUCAUGUUGAGCCAGAUAACCAUUGAUGAAGGUACCUUGCUCUGUGGUCUAAUGAGUUAUCCAGAUGUUCUGCUUUGCAAUGAUAAUGACUGGCAGGUGACAUCACUGCUCGGUGGAGAGGGUGUUUGUAGAGGUGUGAAGUCCAACAUGGAGAAGAAGACAUUUACGUUCAGCUUUGGUGGCGUGGACUUCACUGGCACUUACGCACUUUUAUCAAAGAAUUUUGUGAAUGCUGAGUACUCAACAGAACUGACUCCAGAUGUGAAGGAGGAGAUUCAGAGAUCGUUCAACCCUUUCCAGCGUAUCUAUCUCUGGCAGGAUUCCAACAUGAACACGCGGAUAAAGUCAUCCCCUGAAUGUACUGGGAAAGUUCUUGAAAUUCGACAGACCCCAGAAAUGCCAGAAAACACCAGAGAACACUUCUCACAGCUGAGCUCCAAACUUGUCCGAGUGGAUCUGAACCAGUCUGUUCCAAAUCAGCGUUACCAGCUUUUCAAGCAUCAAUUCCCAAUGAUACAGGCAGAGCUGUGGUGUUUGGCACGUUGCACAGAGGUGAAUGUUUGCAAUGUGGCAACUUUACAGGACCAUGAGGCCCUGCAUUUUGAAUGCGUAUUAUACCCAGACACACAUCUUUGCCAAGAAAGUGAUGAUCGUAAUUUUUCUGAAAUGGACUGUGGCCUUAUCCUACCUGAGGAACCUCAAAUAGUGUACAGGAAAAAAGAUGCGCUAGGAGGACGUGUUAAAAAUUUCUAUACCCGCUUACCAUUUCGUGAAGUGCAAGGUAUCUCAGUAAGAAACAGACUGAAUAUGACUGCAAGAGGAAUCCAAACUGGGUUCUUUGAAUGUGAACGUUUAUGCGAUGAAGAUUCCUGUUGCAAAGGAUUUGGAUUUCUGAAAGACCCACGACUUCCAGAUUUGGAGAUGACGUGUAUGACGCUCAGCAGUCUUGGAAUGCAGUCCUGCAGUGAGGAUUUUCAGAACUGGCAUGUCCUAGACUGUGAGUCAGCUGGCGUGGUAACACUGACUUAUCCCUUUGGAUGGUACCAAAAGCCUGUGAACCAGUGGGAACGUGCAGGAAACAUGUGCCCCCCUGUCAGCCUUCCUUCACUUCCUCGUAAAGUGUUACUGAAUAACUGGAACAUCCUCAAGGUAUCCCCAAGCCUCGAUCCCAUGAUAACCUCUUUUGAUGUUUUGCACAUCAGCAGUGAUAGUCUUAUGAUGACUGAAGAUUUCAGAAACUAUGCCAGAGACAGGUGCCUGUCAGCAUGUGUUUCCAGCCACACUUGUGUUAUCGUUUCUCUUCAGCCUCAGCUGUCAGGGGUCCGAUGCCUUUUUUACCCUGACACCCACAACUGCCACCCUGGAUUGCAAGGUCACAACUGUCGAAUCCUACUCAAGGAAGAAGCAGAGGAGGUCUACUAUAAGAAGACUAUUGGAGGGUCGUGCACUGGUCGUUGUGGGAUUUACCAACCUGGAGAGCCUUGCCAGUGUAACUUGAAAUGUGAAGAUUAUGCAGAUUGCUGCCCUGACAUUCAUACCUGCGCCGACCCUUCCUUAUCAGAAACCCAACCCCAGUUGACAUCCAUUUUGCUUCCGGGUCACGGAAUCUUGUUUGGAUCUAGUCAGGCGGCCCAGGUUGGUGAGGAAUGGAAGAUUGUCAACCGUUUCCUGGGUGUCCCAUAUGCAGCUGCUCCCACUGGUGAUAGCCGAUUCAAGGCUCCAGCAACCUUUAAUUGGACUGGAGAAUGGAAUGCUACUUUCUACAGGCCUAGCUGCCUACAGCCAGGAGAUGCAAAGGCCAUUUAUUCCACUGUAGAUGAAGACUGUCUCUAUCUAAAUAUAUUCGUUCCCAAAAGCAUUGUUAGGAACAACGCUGUGCUGGUCUUCUUCCACAAUGCUGCAGUAGAUUACAAAGGAGAGAGGCAGACAAACAUUGAUGGAUCCUACCUGGCAUCUAUUGGAAACAUCCUGGUUGUGACAGUAAACUAUAGGGUUGGAGUGUUUGGAUUCCUGAGUGAUGACAUUGAUGCAAUGACUGGCAACUGGGGCUUGCUGGAUCAGAUCGCUGCUUUACAAUGGCUGCAGAGAAACAUUGGCUACUUUGGAGGAUCAUCGUCUCAAAUCACUAUCGCCGGAGACCGUGGUGGAGCUGUUAUCACCAGCAUGAACCUCAUUAGGAUAUCUGGCACCAGGCCUUUCAAAAGAGCCAUAUUACUGGGAGGAUCAGCUUUGUCUCCAAAUGCUGUGAUGAGUAAGAAGAGAGCCCAGGAGCAAAUCAUCAAAUUGGCUGAAGAAGUUGGCUGUCCACCUUUGAACAAAACAAUCCUGUUAGCAUGUCUCCGUGCUCUACCGGCACUGACCCUGAACGCUGCGCAGACCAAGCUCCUAGCUGUCAGUGGACCAUUCCAGUCAUGGGCUCCCAUAGUGGAUGGGGUUUAUCUGCAGGAGCCUCCUGUUACAGCCAUAACCCGUGGCCAGUAUCACAAGGUUGAUUUACUGAUUGGGAGCGCAGAUGAGGAUGGGCUUGUUAGAAGAUCGAAAGCAUUCAAGAAACUUGAAGAAUCUUCCAGGAAUUCCACGAGUAAAACAGCUUUCUAUGAAACUCUUCAGAAUGCACUGGGAGGAGAAAACUCAAACUCACUCAUCAAGAAUGCAGCAACUUGGUUUUACUUGCUGCAACACUCUCUGGCUGACUACUCUGCCUUUUCUAGGGCUUUGGAGAACGCCACACGGGACUAUUUCAUCAUUUGCCCUGUUGUAAAGAUGGCUGCUCAUUGGGCCAGCAGAACACGAGCCAAUAUCUUCAUGUACCAUGUACCAGAAAGUCUAUCUCAACACAGUGCAAGCCUUCCCUCAGAUGUGCAGUUCAUUUUCGGCUUGCCCUUUCAUCCAGAGUCUGAGCAGCUAUUCACAGGACAGGAGCGGAGCCUGUCUCUCACAAUCAUCCAGUACAUUGCCAACUUUGUCAAAUCGGGCAACCCCAACUAUCCUUUCGUCUUCUCCACGAACUCUGCUAGUGAGGCUUUACCUCCAUGGCCUCAUUUCUUAGACAGCACCGAUGGCAGUAACUACAAAGAAUUUGCACCUGCCCUCAAAAAUAAGAAAAGUUUGAAGACGGCAGAAUGUUCUUUCUGGAAUGACUAUGUUGAGAUGUUCUUGGCAUCUGCAGGUGAUGUCAGUGAGAAUGAUCUGAGCAGAGAUCAACAUGGCCAAGUCUUCCUGUCAUCAGCCACUCAAACACAACCGCAACCAGCAAAGGAAGUUUACAGUUAAAAUGAAAAUAUCUCCACUGCAGAUGAUUUCAAAUGCUAAUUCUGAUAUGUCUUAGAAACAUUUAAUGGAAAUUGCAUGAAAGAAAAUAGUAAA